Pangasianodon hypophthalmus (striped catfish) is the source of this 5446-nucleotide messenger RNA. RefSeq names its product myotubularin related protein 12 (gene mtmr12). Lineage: Eukaryota; Metazoa; Chordata; Actinopteri; Siluriformes; Pangasiidae. The record is from RefSeq and is a predicted model, not a curated record. Bases 184 to 2421 code for a protein of 745 amino acids. The transcript has 16 exons.
CCACGAAAGCCAAUGAAAUUGAUGGGCUUUAGCUGACGCACGACCGACUGAGGCGGCAGCGGAGCACGGGCGUGGUUUACGGUCCAACAGGUUCGCGUUCACGCGCGGAAACUCGCGCAGCCCGAGGGAAGCGGAGCUCGCGCUCUCCCGCUCUGUCACCUGGCCGCUUCGGGAAGCGCCGAAAUGUUGAACUUGGGAGGCGGAGGAGCGAAAAGCGCCAAGCCGUCGUUCGUGUCUUAUGUUACGCCCGAGGAAAUAAAAUCUGAGAAAGAACCACAAAAGAAAGAGAGGCAUCCUGACUUGCUACCAGGGGAAGUUGUGUUCUGCAGUGCAAGCCCCAUUCUUAAACACACACAGGAUGACGUCUCUCAGCGGGGAAUCUUCGGCACGCUCCUCUGCACUAAUUUUCGUGUCUCUUUUAUCAGUGAUGAGACACCGCUGGAGGAGAUGACCCAACACUUCAGGAAUAAGCUCUAUGGAGAUAACGACAUUCCUCUAAUGUGUGUGGACCUUGUCUACGGAGUUUAUGAUGAGAAGAAAAAGUUGAUAACUGGAGGCGUUCUGGCAAAUAAAUAUCCAUCAAAAAUCAUCAUUCACUGUAAAGACCUGCGUGUCUUCCAGUUCUGCUUAACCUAUACCAAAGAAGAGGAUUCCAAAAGGAUCUUUCGGGGUAUUGUUCACCACUGCCUGGAGCCAAAGUCUCUGAAAUGUGUCUUUGCUUUUUCAUAUGCUCAUGCAACAUGUCGAGCAAUACAUACAGCACAGAAGACUGUUAUGUUCGAUUCACCAGAUGAAUGGAUGCAAGAAAUGAAAAGGACCAAAGGCAACUGUAGAAUAGUCACUAAAAAUGAGAACUUUGAACUUUCCACAAAAUUACCAAAGUACUUCAUCAUUCCAGCAGCUGUCACUGAUGAGGAUUUAGAUAAAUUCCCAGGAAACGGGUUACCAAUUUGGUGCUGGUCCCACCAUAGUGGCUGUGCUUUAUUUAAAUCCUCCUCUGUGCCCACAAGUCAGGAAGAUGGGGUCGUACAGGCCUACAUGGAGAGAAUGCUUCAGGCUGUGGCUCAAAACCACCUUUAUUCUGUUAAAACAGAGGAUCUGUCAGAAACACUCCCCACCAUUCAGGACAUUCAGCAGUCUUAUACCAAGUUCAAGCAAUUUUUUCUCAUUGAUAAUUCCACUGAUUUUUGGGUGUCAGAUGUCAAGUGGUUCUCCUCUCUUGAAAGCUCAGGCUGGCUAGACAUUAUAAGACAGUGUCUCUAUAAAGCAGUGGAAGUGGUAGAGUGCCUUGAAAAAGAAAACACCAACGUCCUUAUAAUGGACGAGGAAGGUACAGACCUGUGCUGCAUUAUUUCCAGCCUGGUUCAGAUCAUGUUGGAUCCUCACUACAGGACACUGACAGGCUUUCAGGGCCUGGUGCAGAAAGAGUGGGUGGCUGGGUGCCAUGCUUUCCUCGAUCGAUGUAAUCACCUUCAUCAGAAGGACAAGGAGUGUCAGUCCCCAGUCUUCCUGCUCUUCCUGGAGUGUGUGUGGCAGCUAGUUCAACAACACAGCACAGCCUUCCAGUUUUCCGAGACGUACUUGACCGUCCUGUCCGACAGUGUGCAUGUGCCAGUCUUCAGCACUUUCCUCUUUAAUUCUGCCCAUCAGAGGGAAAGCACAAUGAAGGCAGAGUCGCAGUACUCACAAAGAGGCCCAUUGACCUGCCCUGCAGUGUGGGACUGGUCGGUGCAGUUUGACUCCAAGGCCCAGCAGCUCUUCUUUAACCCUCUGUAUAGCGAGAAGCUCAAGCAAGAGAAAACCUUACGCAAAUGUCCUCGGGGAAAGCAGCACCAACGGCAGUUGUCAUUGCCCAGCUCUGCAUUUAAAACUCCUCCCAAGAAGGGUUUCUUCAAAGAUGAGGCAGACAGCCUGAAGAAGCUGCUUCGUGUAAAGCGCCUCAGCCGCUGGAUGGUGUCGCCUGAGAGCUCGGUGGCAGGGACCACUAGCGAGUUCUAUGAGGCUUGGCAGCGUCGCCCACCGGAUCCCCACGGCCUGCUGCUGCCGUGUCUGUCUGGACCAGCCAUGCGUCUGUGGAUGCAGCGCUGCCUCCGCUGGAUCCCUGACAGCCAGAUCGUGGGUGGAGGCUCCGUGGCUGUCACAAGCAAGCUUGCUGAGCUCCUGGCCCAAGUGCAGGAGCUCCGGAGUGAGCUAGAGCGCAGGGGAUGUUGGGAUACGCAGGCUGAAAGCCACCGCCUGCAGCCAGGGCCAAUAGCGUUGACACGGGCCUCUGUGCGUCUGUCUUCCUCUUUCCCAUUUGCUUCUGGUCGGAGCUGGUGCUCCAAGCCUGCCAUACCCACAAGCCUUCUACAUAGUCUGAUGGUGAGCGAUAAGCUUGCAAGCCAAGAUGAUGAAUGCAGUGAAGUCAUAAGCUUUGUUUAGGAACAGGAGACCUAUUUAGAGUGACUUGGGUCACUGCUUUGGAGUGACUUACUUGUGUAUUUAAGGUGUGUCUAUGUAUACAGUCCCAGUCAAAGAUUUUGACACACUUUAUUAAAUGAAUCAUGAAGCUGGUUGAAAAAUACCAAGCUGUCAUCAAGGCAAGAUUCAAGGAAUUCUAAAAAGGAAAAAUCAAAUGCAGUACUAUAUUGAGACCUAAAGACAAUGGGCCUCAGUUAUCAACCUGAAUAUGAACAAAUUUAUUUGUAAACAAGAGCAUUUAAACAAUGAAUAUAUUCAUAAAAAUCCAGUUUGGAAGGAGGUUUGCAUCCUAAAAGCGCUUCUGUGUUCAUGUAAAUUUCCAUAUAAGGAGACUCACUUAUGAACUUUGAUCGGCUUCAAAUUGUAUAAUUGGAGAUAAGUUUAUAUAAGGCACUCCUAUAUAUGGAUUACAAUGUCAAGUUUAAAUUGCUUAUUUAUUUCAUUUACACACACAAAUUAAAGAAGGUUUUGUGGCAAUCAGUCAUUUCAUAUUAAUGACUUGAAAGAAAUCGAUCCGAAAGAAAUACCUAAAUUAUGACCAAAGAUAAAAGAAAAGUCACCCUGUAAAAGGAGGAAAGAUGAGUAUGUUUAUUACGGCUCAAGCGCUGAAUUAUAGGAAGACUUAAUACAUGCUGUGAUUAGGAGGCAUUCUUUUGUUACCAUUUGGUCAUUUUCAGCUCUGAGAGCUUUGCCAUUUGUGGGUGUCUCUAAGUGCAAAUCAGCUGUGCCAUGAAUGCGCUUUCUAAUUUACAGGUGAUUGCCGUUUAUCACAUGCGCAUAAGUAUAAAGAAAAUCUGUGUUACGGAAGCAUUUGUAAAUCGCCUGGCGUGGCUUAUGAUGAUAUUUGCACACAACUUUACUAAGUUAAAAGUUAAAAGGUUCAUUAAUGAGGUCCAUUGUUUAAAUUGUAAGAGCAGGGUCUAGAUUGAAGAAUUUAAAAUAUAAGGAGCUUGGAUGAACAGUUUGUGUCACUGCCAAAAAUCUAUAUAUGGUAUUUAAUAGGUUGGAUGUCUAUUAUAGAAAUUGGAAAAUGGUUAAAAUGAAUAAACCCUUACUGUAAACAGGUGUGGUCAGAUCUUUGACUAGUACCUGUGUUACUGUGUGAUUUGAAGAUGAGACCAAUGAGGUCUUAAGCUUGGCUGAAGAGCAGAUCUUUGUAUAGUGAAUUAACUCAAAGUGAGCUGAGUGAUAAAGCCUUGUUCGUAUUGUAGGUGGACCCUGCUGUAUCAGAACCCUGACUUGAGCCAUAAGAACUAAACUUUUAUAUAAGCAUAUAUGCAAGCGCUAAAUCAGGAAUGCAGUAUGUUUAUUUUGUAUGUGUAAUAUGUUGGUUAGGCAUUUAUUUACAAGGUUGCACAGUCCAGUAUGGAUUGGACCAGUUGUUUCUAACACCAGAGGCAUGAGGAUAGUUAUGGCUUGUCAGUGAUGUAUGAGGGUUUUUGUUUUUUCACAAAAUCCUUAAUAAAUGAAUAGCACUUUUCUAGUAUGACUGUAAAUGUCCAAUAGAAAAAAAAACAUUUGGGCAUAGUGAAAGUUUAGCUGCAAAAAAAUGUUGAAAACCUGAUUCAUAUGAUUAGUAUUGCAGUGGAGUUUGAGGAAAUUCAGAAGAGCUUAAUCCAAAUUAAUGUGCUCUAGACAAUUAAUCAAUCCAUAUUUUCAAGCAAAAAAAAAAAAAAAAGAAUAUUUUAUGUAUUAUUUUACUUAUGAUACUGUUAACUUUGCCUUUGUAUGUUGCCUUUUUGCUAUAUUAUGUAAUGUAUAUAAUGCAUAUAAUUUCACUCAGCCUUAUGGGGCAUACCUCAUUUGGUCUUGUGCCUUAACUACUGAGUGCAGUUUUAAUGGUUUAAAGGUUUGAGGGUAGUUAAUGCACCCAAACAGUUAAAAUCCAAAUCAAACAAGAAAAAAUGUAAAAUGAAAUUCUGAAAUCUUGCAAAUAUGCAAAAAAUAAGCCUUAUUUAUUUUUAUUAAAAUACCUUAGUUAAUGUGUUGAAUUUUUUUUUUUUUUUUUUUUUUUUGAGAUGGAACGUCCAAAAAAAAAAAAAAAUAGUAAGUGUCUGAUGUGGUGCCAUCUGCUGGUUUACAGCCUGUCUUAAACACAGGGAACAAAAAAGACAAAAGAGCUUUAAGUGCUUCUGGUUAAGAUGGCUUUACUUAUUUCAAUAUUAUGACUAGCUGGUUUGACUUUGCAAAGGACGUUAGAGAAUAUUAAGUGUUUGUUUAUGCAUUACUUUUAUUAUAAAUACCUAAAGAAGGAUUUAGUCAACUUCUUGUAAAACAGCGAAGUAAUGUAAUGAUUACACAUUGAAACCAUGGACUUGAAAUUAUAUAAAGCAUGAUACAAAAAUUCCUAGUCAACAUAUUUUCUUAGGAGUUCGCCUUGUCCUGUAAACAUUUAUGCAUUAAAUAUAUAUUUUUUAAAAAAAACAUAUUUGUUUGAAUAUUCAGUAUAGCAAAAGAGUAUGCCUUUGGUUAUUACUGUAUGGAUAAUGUGUUUAUCCAUACAAUCAUAUACAAGGUGCCUAAUGUAUAAUUUUUGUCCUACUGCCUUUUUAAAUUAAUUAUUAAUUAGAAACAAUUGCUUCUUUUAUAAAGAACUGUCUUUUUUUUUUUUUUUUUCAAACUUAAAGCUGUUUUUCAAACUUAAUUGCACUACUGCCUGUUUGUGCUCAGACACUGUUACAUAAAGCUAAUCCUUUUCACUGGGGUGAGUUUGUUUACUUUGUUUUUGAGCUUGUGAAGUUUGUUCUGUAAGUUCAGAUUACUGUAUAUGUGUUCUGUCCUCACACAAAUAACCAAUACACUUUAUUAUGCUUUACCACAAGUGGAGGUUAUUCCUUGUCGAAGUUGUGUAAAGGCAUCCGUAAUCAAUCAAGUUAAAAAGCCAUGUCAUUUACAGCAGAGUGCAGAAUUUAAUUGGACAGUGGCACGGGUUUUGUUUUUACUCUGCAGCACUUUGAUUUAAAAUAAAGUAAUGAUAUUGAGGUUA